AUGACCUGUAGGGCAAUAUACCCAGCAAGGAGCCUGCUUCGGGCAAAACUGUCCGUCCCAGCUUCAUCACCCUAUCGAAUCCCGUAUCGCUCGUAUUCAUCCCCUUCCACCAAUGUUGAUGAUCGUCCGUUAGCUGGUAUCAAGGUUGUGGACCUUACUAGGGUAUUAGCUGGUCCAUUGGCUACGAUGAUGCUGUCGGAUCUAGGAGCCGAUGUGAUCAAGGUAUGUUCAAAUCUCGCAUCUUACAACUCAAGGGCUAUCCAUGACUGUAACAAAAGAUUUAACUUACCUACCUCAAUUACUUCAUAUCAGAUUGAGACGCCCAAACACGGGGACGACACACGAUCAUGGCUUCCACCUUCAGCGUCAUUCCCUCAGGAAGGGACUUACCCCAGACCCGACCUACCUCCUGAAUCAGCCUAUUUCCUCCAAGCUAACCGGAAUAAGAGAUCACUAACGCUCAAUCUCAAGUCUGAAAAAGGGAAAGAAGUUAUACGGAGGUUGGUGAAAGAUGCGGAUGUGUUGGUUGAGAAUUAUGUACCGGGUAAAUUGGACAAGUUCGGAUUGGCGUAUGAACAGGUUAAAUCUUUAAAUCCCAAAUUGGUGUACUGCUCAAUUACUGGAUAUGGGUCUACGGGACCUUACGCGAAGUUCCCAGGAUACGACGUAGUGAUAGAAGCUGAAGCUGGGUUGAUGCAUAUAACGGGUGAGAAAGGUGGUAAACCUGUCAAAGUCGGAGUAGCGGUGACUGAUAUCUUGACGGGACAUUAUGCUCAGUCGGGUAUCUUAGCUGCGUUGUUGAAAAGGGGUAAGACAGGUGUAGGGUCCAGAGUCGAGGUCAGCUUGUUCGAGAGUCAGAUCGCCUCUCUGGCCAAUAUAGGUUCCAACUACCUCAUAUCGGGCCAAGAAGCUACCCGAUGGGGUACAUCCCAUCCUUCGAUCGUUCCGUAUCAGGUGUUUCCCACGAAAGACUCCUUCAUCAUGCUUUCUGCGGGGAAUGAUAUUCAAUUCUCCAUCCUUUGUUCGCCUACUGUGCUAGACAGAAUGGAUUGGGUAAAUGACGAGAGGUUUGCGAAGAACUCGAAGAGGGUGGAGAACCGAGAUGAGCUGGUGGGUCUGAUUGAGCAGGCGUUGAGUGAAAGGACCACGGAAGAAUGGUGCGAGAGGUUCAAGGGCAAGGGCUUUCCUUUUGCCCCGAUCAACAAUAUAGCUCAAACGUUCGCUCAUCCUCAAUCAAUAGCAAGGCAGGUAGUCGAAGAGAUAGAGCACCCUCGGGCGGGUAAAAUCAAAUUAGCAGCUGCGGCGACCUCGUACGACGGCAUAAAACCCAAGCUGUACCGGCCUCCUCCUUACUUGGGUCAACAUACGAACGAGAUUUUGACGGAGCUGGGAUAUGAGGAGCACGAGGUAGGGAAGAUGAAGGAAGAGGGGGUGGUGUGA
Kwoniella botswanensis is the source of this 1440-nucleotide messenger RNA. RefSeq lists its product as uncharacterized. The coding region runs from base 1 to 1440 and encodes 479 amino acids. The record is from RefSeq and is a predicted model, not a curated record. The transcript is spliced from 12 exons. Gene Ontology annotation, molecular function: catalytic activity. Lineage: Eukaryota; Fungi; Basidiomycota; Tremellomycetes; Tremellales; Cryptococcaceae.